ACUGUAGACAAUGUAGUGUAGUAGUGUAGACAGUGUAGUUCACAGUGGUUCACUGUUCAGUGAAGAAUGCUUGCAGUGUCUCGGAGUAGCGUUUAGAAAUGUGCUUUGUAUAAUCAUGACAAUAUCUACAUGAUUGUACUCAUGAGUCAUGUAUUGUGACACAGUUUUGUGAAAGCGAGUAAGACUCUACUAGUCUGGUACUACAGUCAGUGUACUAGUAAACCAUCGUCAUCGCCGAAUCAAUACUAGUAGUAGUACUGUAAUAAAGGCGAGACAGGGUAAGGGUUUUUCGGCGGUUGUGUAGCAACUGGCAAGUCUUCACCAGUUUACCACUCACUCAAGAGAGCUCAUCUACCACCUCGCUACACGUGCAGAAUCAGACUUCACAAAAUCGUUGGCUGGUGCAUUUUGUCAACUGAACACAGACGGUCACACCUCAACCAACUGUAUGAUGAUUUGGACAACAAUGCUUGUCUUCACCACCAUUCUAGGCGUUCUGAUUUCGUCCAGCGCAGUCGUCGCCAAGCAAACAAUAAACUACAAAUAUGUGAACGGCCAACCCCUACAGAUUGAUGUGUUUGACUAUUCCGGUGCAGGAGGCAAGGGGGUGCACACACCGGCACCGGCUAUCAUCUACAUCCACGGUGGAGGCUGGGAGCUAUUCAGCAAGAACGAUGUGCCGGACUACGUCAACAGCACAGCACAAGCAGGCAACCUUGUUCUGGUCAGCGUACAGUACAGGCUGACAGCUGAAGCACACAAAUGGGGCGGUGUGGACGCCAUCACCUGGCCAGCUCAAGGGGAGGAUUGCCUGGAUGCAGUACAGUAUGUGCAUGAGCAUGCCACAGCGCUCGGCAUAGACCGAGACAGGAUGGCAUGCUGGGGUGGCUCAGCUGGCGGACAUUUGUGUGCUUACACAGCACUGAAAGGCUCAGACAGUUCAAGCAGCAGCAACACUACAACACUCCGGGCAGCAGCAGUUUACUAUCCACCGACAAACAUCCUAGAACUGUACAAUGACAUUGAUCCCAAAGUUGGAAUCGAUAGGCCGGUGUUGAAGGCGGACUCGUUCGAGUCUCUACUGCUUGGCUCAGCCAAGUCUGAGAUCAGCCUUGGGGAUAUCAUACAGAAUAGGAACAGCAGUCAAUCACCUUGGCCAAGCAUGUUACAUCUGGCACAGUCAGUUGACCCAGAGAUGUACAUCAGCGCGAGAUCGCCACAGAUGUUGAUAGCACACGGUACACGGGACCACACGGUACCCUUCAAGCAGGGCCUGCGCUUAGCCACAGCACUAUCAAACGCCAACCGGACUAACAUCUUCCUGACGGCGGACGGUUGUGAUCAUGCCGCUCUGCCAAGAAGCUGCUGGCAGAAGACUAUAGGCGACACUGCAAACUGGCUGUACAAAGUACUGAAGUGAUGGAUGGUAUCGCACCACACAGCACACAGCGCAGAGGACGGUCCAGACAAAACACAUCAAGUCAACUGACAUGUCACCAUCAGGCACUAGAAGCAGAGAAACUAUCCAUACCACUGGAGCAUGGUUAACAUGAUCUCUUCUUCUCUAUUUCUACAUCUGCACAUAGGCACUAGCUCAAGCAACACAUGCAUUGCACUCUAGUAUUGGCUUUAUAGCUAUCAACACAUACACACAUAUGCCCCCCCCCCCCCCCCACACACACACACGCGCACGUGCGCACACAAACAUACACAUGCACGCGUGCGUACGCGCACAAGAGUACACUAUGGGUAUCAGCGGGUUUAUAUAUUAUAUGUUUCAUUUUAAAACUCUUUCAUAGGGCUUAUA
Messenger RNA from Sycon ciliatum, 1807 nucleotides. Its product is annotated as esterase LipQ-like. Lineage: Eukaryota; Metazoa; Porifera; Calcarea; Leucosolenida; Sycettidae. The record is from RefSeq and is a predicted model, not a curated record. Gene Ontology annotation, molecular function: lipase activity. The transcript has 4 exons. Bases 449 to 1420 code for a protein of 323 amino acids.